Molecule: messenger RNA, 1869 nt
Organism: Thalassophryne amazonica
Lineage: Eukaryota; Metazoa; Chordata; Actinopteri; Batrachoidiformes; Batrachoididae
Gene: pfn2
Product: profilin 2
Exons: 4
Coding region: 168-596 (142 amino acids)
Biological process (GO): actin cytoskeleton organization; positive regulation of actin filament bundle assembly; regulation of actin filament polymerization
Cellular component (GO): cytoplasm
Molecular function (GO): actin binding
Source: RefSeq, a predicted model, not a curated record
CCCGCAAAGCAGCAGACUGAACAACGACCCCGGCGGAGUGAUUUGACAGGGACUACACCCAGGCGUCUCUCUGAUUGCAGAGGCUUCUUCUACCAGUUGUGGGGAACAGAAGAAAGCUGUGACGUGACCCAGUCGGAGGUUCACUUGCUGGAAGAAUCACGAGUAACAUGUCUGGCAACACCUGGCAAAGCUACGUAGACAAUCUGAUGGCUGAUGGCACCUGCGAGGACGCGGCGAUUGUUGGAUACUGCGAAAAUAAAUACGUCUGGGCGUCAGGUCCUGUGGGCCAUCUUAGAGAACUAACGGCUGAGCAAAUUGAUGCAUUGGCAUCAAAGGAGCGAGGCAAACUCUGCACUGAAGGUGUGUGUUUGGGAAAAACAAAAUGCUCUUUGAUCAGAGACGAGUUGGACAUAGACCAGCAGCAUACAAUGGAUUUGCGGACAAAGGAUCCUGCCGGAGGACCCACAUGCAACAUUUCUAUAGCAAAAGCUGGCCAAGUUAUGGUUAUUGUCGAGGGGAAGAACGGUAUUCCUGGAGGGACACUUAACAAAAAAGCGUUCGAGACUGCGAGGUACCUGCAACAAAGUGGCUUCUAAAGCAGCAUGAAUUGAUGGCUCAAGAUCACAGCUUCUCAUCGUAAUUCACUCUUCCAGCUGGUAUUUUCUUUUCUCUUAUUAUCCAUUUUGUGUUGACAUGGCUGACCCCACCCCCUUUUUCUUUUUUGUCAUUUCCACAUUGUCUUAACUCCCUCAGCACCACACGUUUGAGAUGAUAAUGUUGCUAACAGCAUCACACCUAAACAGUGUCGACGCCAAGCAUUUCUCCCCUCGCAUCAGUUUAAUCUCUGCUGUCAUUCUUCCUAACCACUCAUUUCUUCCCAAACAACCUUUAGAGUAACUGAACAGCAACAAAGGUCAUGUUGCCACGCCCCCUAACUUCUUGCCUACCCCUUUGGGUUCUGUUGUGUCCUAACAGGAAGUGCUGUAAAUCCUCUCCCCCCCCAAAAAAAACUGGUCUUAAGUGCUCCCAGUUAUCCUGUCAGUGAGGACAGAUGCCUCUGAGGGGGGUGUUGGGCUUUGGUGUCACCUAUCAUGGAAUAGCUAGACAUUACAAGAGCAGCUCUGACUCUUAGUACUUAGGUAAACCCUGUACUGCAGCCACCUUUUUUUUUUUUUUUUUUUAAUGGCUGCUGGUUUUUGACAGAACAUAUCUCAGCAUAUAACUUUUUUAAUAGGACCAACUGUAGUUGCAAACCAGGUGUUGUAAUUCGUAUGAAUUGUUAAAAGGUGACUUUUUUUUCCUCCCCUCAUACAGACUAAACAGAUUGUAACAGUUGCUUCUGUGUAAGGGGUGUGAUGUGGCACAAAUUUAAAAACAUGUUUGACAAUGUAACUGCAUUUGUAUAAACCAGUGCUGUGUGGAGGAGUAAAACUAUUUGCCUUGUGGUCAACUGAGCUGUGUCUGUUCAGUUCUGGUAACAUGCAAAUAAAAAUUUGUCAGAGUAGAAAUGACACUGAAUUUGAAAGUGGUUAGAAUAAGGAUUUUUGUUUUGAAACAAACUGCAGAAUCUUUGUAUGCUGUGCCAUAAUGUAGAGAGAUCUGUUGCAAGAUGGAUUGUACCUGCUGUCCACCAAGGGGUCAUCUUGUUGGCACUUUUCUUUAAGCCUCAGGUCCAUUGGUCCUUAUGAGACUCAUCCUCUUAAAACCUGUCUAAAGCCCGCUCUGCUGAUUUUUGUUUUCUGCAUCACUUGUUUUGCUGCAUCUGAGAUAGUCAAGAUACAUCAAAUUUCAUAUGCAUAGAACUAAAAUGCCAUAAAUUGAUUUAUCACCUUGUUUACAGACAGAUCAAAUAAAAUGUAUUCCAAAAAA